AUUCUCAACAACAUCAUACAUACAACCAAAUUAUGGCUUACAUCGUCUUCGUCUUAUGCCUUCUCUCCUUCCUUUCGUCCCCGAACACGAUAGCCGAAGCUAGGAUUUCGUCAAUUAUCGUGUUCGGUGACUCCUCGGUUGACGCUGGAAAUAACAACUUCAUUCCCACUAUUGCCAGAAGCAAUUUCUUCCCUUAUGGUCGGGAUUUUGCGGGCGGGAAGGCAACUGGGAGAUUCUCCAAUGGGAGAAUUCCGACCGACUUCAUUUCCGAGGCUUUUGGACUCAAACCCAUUGUGCCUGCUUACUUGGAUCCGGCUUAUAACAUCUCGGAUUUCGCCACUCGGGUCACUUUUGCUUCGGCUGGAACUGGCUACGAUAAUGCCACUUCUGACGUUUUGUCAGUGAUAUCAUUAUGGAAGCAGCUUGAAUACUACAAAGAGUAUCAAACGAAGCUGAGAGCAUAUCAAGGCUCAGCCACAGCAAACCAAACAAUAAACGAAGCUUUGUAUUUGAUGAGCUUAGGAACCAAUGACUUUCUAGAGAAUUACUACACAAUGCCAGGGCGUUCUUCCCACUACAACAUCCAGCAGUACCAGGACUUUCUUAUCGGGAUCGCGGGCGGGUUUAUCGAGAAGCUUCACGGUCUCGGCGCUCGGAAAAUCUCGCUCGGCGGGCUGCCGCCGAUGGGGUGCUUGCCGUUGGAAAGAACGAGAAAUGUUUUCCGUGGCAAGGAUGAUUGUGUGGAGAGCUACAACAAUGUGGCUGUGGAAUUCAACAACAAACUCAACGCUUUGACAGUGAAACUCAACAAGGAGCUUCCCGAGCUCGAGUUGGUGUUUUCGAAUCCGUAUAACGUUCUGAUGUACAUGAUCAAAAAGCCCUCUCUUUACGGGUUUGAUGUGACAUCAACAGCUUGUUGUGCAACGGGGAUGUUUGAGAUGGGCUAUGCUUGCAAUCGAAACAAUAUGUUCACCUGCACAAAUGCAAACAAGUACAUCUUUUGGGACUCAUUUCAUCCAACCCAAAAAACUAACCAGAUUGUCGCAGCUUAUAUGGUCAAGAACGUACUUUCGAAGUUCCUUUGAUACCUAAAAUUUUGGACGCUUUUAAAGUUAUUAGAAAAAUAGUAUUGUCAAAAUAGGUUUUCGUUCUAAAAUAUAAUAUAAUAAUCACCCCUUAGUAAAUAGUAUGGAUUUUCCCUUCUACCUUAAUUCUAUGCAUCAACUAGUAUAAGCCUUGUACGAUAUGUUUUAUCUAAUAUUUAGUUAUAUGACUU
Messenger RNA from Cucurbita moschata (crookneck pumpkin), 1276 nucleotides. RefSeq names its product GDSL esterase/lipase At2g04570-like. The record is from RefSeq and is a predicted model, not a curated record. The transcript has 3 exons. Gene Ontology annotation, molecular function: hydrolase activity, acting on ester bonds. Bases 33 to 1085 code for a protein of 350 amino acids. Lineage: Eukaryota; Viridiplantae; Streptophyta; Magnoliopsida; Cucurbitales; Cucurbitaceae.